Molecule: messenger RNA, 1572 nt
Organism: Orbicella faveolata
Lineage: Eukaryota; Metazoa; Cnidaria; Anthozoa; Scleractinia; Merulinidae
Molecular function (GO): NAD binding
Source: RefSeq, a predicted model, not a curated record
AUGGCGGCUGCGCGUGUUCGGAGGGUGGUGAAGACUGUCCAUAUCUCUUCUAUUAUUCCUGACCUAGCCAACGAUCUUACUAAACGCUGCCCACAUGUGAAAUUUAUCAAUGUUCCUGUUGGCUGCAGCGGAGAGGUUGAGAAGCUACAAGAGGCCAAAGUGAUAUUAUCAGAUCCUAACACUGCACCAAGAUACCUGCCAAGUCUACUUGAGCUUGAAUGGAUGCAGUUGACCUGGGCAGGAGUGGAAGAAGCUAUUAAAUAUGUCACACCUCAACAAAAGGGUUCUUUGACACUAACUAGGUUUGGUGGAGUCUUUGGUCCUGCCAUGGUACAGUAUGUCAUUGGUCACAUUGUGUCAUGGGAGAGGGAGUUCCGAAAGCUGUGGCGUGAUCAACAGGAAUGCAAAUGGGACAAAGAGUGGGCACUUAAUGCUAAAUAUUGUGUGAUGCCUAAACUGACAAUUGGAAUUCUUGGACUUGGAGAUAUUGGACAAAAUUUGGCUAAGACAUGCAAAGCUCUGAAUAUGACGGUCUGGGGUGUGGGACGCAGAGACAAAUCUGACAGGCAAGAGUUUGUGGACCACUACGCAACUUUGUCGAGGCUCCCUGAAGUUCUUCAGUCUUGUGAUUAUGUUUGUAAUAUAUUACCAAGUACAACUGCCACUAAAUAUCUCUUAUCCGGAAAUGUGCUUGAGAGUGGUAAAGACAAGCGUCCUGUUUUCAUUAACAUUGGUCGUGGGGAUGUCAUAGAUGAAAAAAGUCUUAUUCAUGCAUUAAAUGAAGGCUGGAUAUCUGGAGCUAUACUGGAUGUGUUUGAAGUCGAGCCACUUCCAAAGGAGAGUGCUCUGUGGAAGAUGCCUCAAGUAGUUAUCACACCUCACACAGCUGCAGUCUCCUUUCCUGAAGAGGUAGCAGAAUUGUUUGCUGAGAACCUUGCCUUGUACGAGGCAGGUGAAAAACUCAAGUUUUGUGUGGAUGUGGACCAGGGAUAUUAACUCAUAAACUGCUGUUUUCACACUAUACCAGCCAGAAAAUGGCGAUUUUCAUGAAACAUGACAGUCUGUUGCUUUUGAUCAAUGUUGAAAAUUAAUGACCACUACAAAACUUUGUGCAAUAUUAUUGAUCAAGGAAUGAGUUUCAAUCUGUGAAUAGCUUUUAGUCCAGUUUUUUGUCAAUAAACAAUCAGAUCUACCAGUCUCUUUUACGGUGCAUUGAUUCACACAACACAUGGAUUACAUUUUACUAUUAACUACUAAAUAGAUGGAUAAAUUUUACUAACUUACCAACAGAAAAUUGCUGAAGGAAAGCUCUCUCCUAAUAGAUGACACCUACAAUAGUCUAUUCAGAAUUAUAUAGAUUCAAGGACUAGUUUCUAAAAAAACACAUGUACGCGAUAAAAGGUAAAAGUUUAUUUGCCUAGAGGUGGUUUGUGGAGUCCUGUCUGGCAGAAACUUUAGACACUCUAGGUCUAACUUAGCCCAGAGAGUUUUGAUGUAAGAUGUCAAACACGAAAGACCGUGUUUGACCACAUGAUUUCCAAACACCGAGAAGAGAGUUGAAAAUGCGACAGG